Messenger RNA from Desarmillaria tabescens, 2036 nucleotides. Its product is annotated as Aspartate/glutamate/uridylate kinase. Bases 73 to 1860 code for a protein of 595 amino acids. Gene Ontology annotation, molecular function: aspartate kinase activity. Gene Ontology annotation, cellular component: cytosol. Gene Ontology annotation, biological process: L-homoserine biosynthetic process. NCBI's taxonomy places the organism in Eukaryota, Fungi, Basidiomycota, Agaricomycetes, Agaricales, Physalacriaceae. The record is from RefSeq and is a predicted model, not a curated record. The transcript is spliced from 6 exons.
ACCUCAUUAUUACCACCACCACUACAUACUACCCUACCCAUGAGCUAGUCUCAUUUCGUAUCUAUACCACUAAUGUCCGGUUCCUCUACCCCGUCCUCGUCCUCGUCACCCUCCUCGUCGCCGGCAUCAUCGCCGCCGACAACGCCCCCAAAUCUUCAUCAAAACACCAUCGAUCCUUCGGCUCCAUGGCUCGUACAGAAGUUUGGCGGAACCAGCGUUGGAAAAUUUGCUGUCAAGAUCGCGGAAGACAUUGUAUCGAACUACAUAGACUCGAAUAAAGUCGCUAUUGUAUGCUCUGCGCGGUCCGGUUCUACCAAGGCGCUAGGAACGACCAACCUCCUCCUACGAGCCGCUUCUGAGGCCCUAGUCCGUCGAAAAACUGGCGGAGUCAGCACACCUGGAACUGGUACGGUCACACCGACACUUUUCGGCCGAAUCAAGGAUACGUCGCAGUCUCCGCCUAUGUCUCCUGUGAGGAGCAGAUCCUCAUCAGAUCACCAGCGUCAAACAUUUAACUGUCUCGCUCCGUUGUCCGUGCCCCAGGCAGGCCAGGAAUUGCCGGCUUACAAUGUUACAGUUGACCUCAUCCGCCAGGAGCACAUCAAUGCUGCUAGGGAGAGCGUUAGGGACCCUGACAUCCGAAAAGAGCUCGAGGCUGAGAUAGAAAGCGACUGCGAUUGGCUUCGCAGCUUUUUGUUUGCGUCGCAGGUCAUCGACGAAAUCUCUCCUCGUUCCCGAGAUAGUAUCAUCGGACUCGGUGAACGUCUGGCUUGUAAAUUCAUGACAGCCGUGCUCCGGGAUCAAGGCAUCGACGCCGAGUAUGUUUCACUGGAGGACAUCGUACCAGAAAUGGACGAGGACUCCUAUGCUGAUGGCUCCUUAGACCAAGCCUUCUACGACCGCCUCGCCAUCGCCGUAGGCGAACGCAUUGAAAUGUGUGGGCAGCGCGUCCCUGUGGUCACAGGUUUCUUUGGACCUGUUCCCGGCUCGUUAUUACGACAAGUCGGAAGGGGCUAUACGGACCUGCUUUCCGCCCUCCUGGCCGUCGGCGUCAAAGCAUCAGAACUGCAGAUAUGGAAAGAGGUCGACGGGAUCUUCACUGCGGACCCUCGCAAGGUGGCCACGGCUCGUGUAAUCCCAUUCAUCUCGCCCGAUGAGGCGGCCGAGUUGACGUACUAUGGGAGCGAAGUCGUGCAUCCUUUCACCAUGGAGCAGGUCAUCCGGAAGAAAAUCCCCAUUAGGAUCAAGAAUGUGGAGAAUCCGGCAGGCUUGGGGACUGUCAUUUACCCAGACCUGGAGGAGGGAGACGAAGUCCCGGUCGCUAGACGGUUAGUCACAGAUCACGAUGCACUAGGUCAAGAUAACAAGAGGGCGACCGCUGUGACUAUCAAGGAGCACAUCGUCGUGUUGAACAUUAAUUCUAACAGGAAGAGUGUCUCGCAUGGAUUCCUCGCUGGAAUUUUCUCUACGCUCGAUAGAUUCGGAGUCGUGGUGGAUCUUAUCAGCACGAGCGAGGUGCAUGUCAGUAUGGCUAUCGAAGAUGGGCUAGUCCCGAAAAUUAUGGACCGCCUCGUUAGGGAGCUCCGUAAGAGUGGGACGGUGUCUGUGCACCAAGAUAUGGCUAUCCUUUCCCUCGUAGGGAAGCAGAUGCGCAAUAUGGUUGGGAUUGCGGGAAGCAUGUUCACCACGCUUGCGAAGGGUAAUGUCAACAUAGAAAUGAUAAGCCAGGGGGCUAGUGAGAUCAAUAUCUCAUGUGUCAUUGAGGGAAAGGACGCCGUCAAGGCGCUGAAUCUGAUACAUCAGAGCUGCUUGCAGAUUCCGCCACCAUCGCAAGGAAGAAUAGGGCCGUGGCUUUUCUAAUUGCUAGUCGCGUCGUAUAUAAAAGUAUAUUUCGAUAUAGAGAAAGUAGAAGAAGUUUUUGAGAGCGGUCUGUUGGAUUAUAAUUGUGCUACUCUUCAUGUAUUGUUUCCAGCCUAUUCGACAAGCGGAUCGAAGUUACAUGAACAUUAUUAAGGAUGUGUUUAUGACGGCCUUGC